AUGGUUGAUGCACCUACCUCUCAAACGAAAACUCCAGAGCCCGCUUCAAGCUCAAGAAAGGAGGAUAUGGACGAUACUAGCGAAGAAGACGAUGGUAUGGCUUUCGAUGAAGCGGAGUUCCCUGACCUUGCAGAAACGUUCGAAAAAGAGAAGGCCCGACUGGAAUCUAGCAAGAUAGACUUAAGUUCGAAGUAUCUGCGCCCCGAUACACCGCUGCGGCAGCUUACACGCCUUGCUGGAAUCACGGUGCACGACCUCAAAGUCGAUAACGAGUUCGCCGAGCCUGAGACACUACCCCUAGCAGCAGUUCCAACCACUGAGACGUCUGGGGUGGAUCAAGGUCAGGAGUUCAGUUGGCAGCUUACGGCCGUGCGUCGACAGAGCCCCGAGUCCGUCCUUACCCCGAAGACGGAAGAACCUGAGGACAUUAUUAUGUCUGACGGCCCCACAAUUCCCAAAGAAAUCACUGAUGACCGUGAAGACAGUUUGGAUAUGAGCUCGCUUCCGUUCCUUGCUAAGGGUCCGCCGACGCCAUUGUCAGACAAGGACCAGGAUCAUUUUGCCCGUAAUCAAGAUCACGUUGAGAUGGUUAGGGAAGAACUUGGUCGGCGCUUCCUCUCUGCAAAAGCGGACGAGGAGCGACUCGAGAAGGAUUUUGUCGCAAUGUACAGGCUGUGGAAACGAGAGUUUCUGCGGAUGUACAGAGCGGAGGAGGCUGAAGAACUGGAGAGGCAAAAAUCGGCUGAGCCUCUUCCUCCAGUGGCUACCACGGAACCUAUAGCCACCCCUCUACCAACUCCAUCGAUUGAAGGCGGUCGUCGCGCUCACAAGUUUAGCAGCGAGUAUGAUAUCCAGCUGGCGAUGCAAGAGUCCAUGAGGGAAGCGGAAGAACUUCGGCAGAGGCAAGAGCGAGAAGCAGCGGAGGCCAAGUCUGGAAUGGAGAAAGAAGCAGAAUUGCCCGAUCUGUUGACCGCAGAAGAAGCCAGCAAGCGAAGGUUCAUCGAUACCAACCAGCUUCGACAACCUGGCCAAGGGACAACGGCCUUCGACCUUGAGCCGCCGGAAGACACUUUCACUCCGGAAGAGCACAAACUGCUGGUGCAGGCCUAUCAAGGCAAUCCGAAGAAGUGGGGCAAACUUGCCGAGUCGCUACCGAACCGUACGUACAAGGAAUGUAUUACCCAUUACUACGCGACGAAAUGGGCCAGAGAGUACAAAGCCAAGGAUGGUCGGAAGAAGGCUACCAAGUCCAGAAUAGGCGUGAGGAAGGGGCCCGCUCGGUUGAAGUCAAGCAACUUCUUAGCGGACUUAGGGCGUAGACCGGACACUGAAGAGGAUGACGCAACGCUUGCCACCCCAAGCGCCGUUUCUACUGACCGCAGUCGGCCUCGGCGCGCCGCCGCGCCCAUCUUUGGUGACAAUAACUCAGAGUUGGAAGCUACACCUGUACCUACACCAGGGAGAAUGAGGGGGGUGACCGCUAGAGAAAACAAUGGCGAAGGUACUGCAGAGAAGCCGAGGCGCACAAGGGCUGCGAAAGAGAAAGUACCGCGAGGGCGAGGAAAGAACCAACCGCUUGCUGCCGCACCCUUUCCUAGUGGCGUCUCACCUCAGAAAGUUGACAAAGAGCGAAAGGAAAAGUUUUCUACUCUAAAGACCGAAGAAUCUCUCCUUACCGCAAGACAGCUGGCUGAGGAGCAUGCUUUCGCCGCAAUGCAGCAACCACCACGCCCGACUGAGCAACAGACAGGCUACUUUGAUGCAAUUAGCACGGUAGCGGCGCCAGCGGCGGUGUCAGAGAGGCCAAGGGCUUACAGUAAUCAGUCCCGGGCUGGGCCAUCCAGCUACUGGUCUGUCACUGAGACGACGGACUUCCGUAGGUACCUUGCGCAUUUUGGUACUGACUUCAACGCGAUUGCUAGUGCAAUGGGUGGCUCCAAGACGGUUCAAAUGGUAAGUCCCGUUGUCAACAUGCCGGCUUAUUUCAAGUGGAAGAAACUUACAACCUAA
Molecule: messenger RNA, 2010 nt
Organism: Coniosporium apollinis CBS 100218
Lineage: Eukaryota; Fungi; Ascomycota; Dothideomycetes
Exons: 1
Coding region: 1-2010 (669 amino acids)
Biological process (GO): regulation of transcription by RNA polymerase II
Cellular component (GO): Set3 complex
Source: RefSeq, a predicted model, not a curated record